Messenger RNA from Talaromyces marneffei, 924 nucleotides. RefSeq lists its product as uncharacterized. Lineage: Eukaryota; Fungi; Ascomycota; Eurotiomycetes; Eurotiales; Trichocomaceae. The coding region runs from base 1 to 924 and encodes 307 amino acids. Gene Ontology annotation, biological process: phospholipid metabolic process. The transcript has 4 exons. The record is from RefSeq and is a predicted model, not a curated record. Gene Ontology annotation, molecular function: phosphatidate phosphatase activity.
AUGGAUCAACUUCCUUCAAAACUCCCCUUUUCGAAGAAACGUCUUGGGGCUCGAGUUAUUAUUUCAUAUAUUUUCGACUAUGUUUUCAUCAUUGGCUUUGCAGCUGGAUUCUGGGUGCUGGAUCAAAUCGAGCCAUAUCACCAACAUUUCAGCCUCGAAAACAAGAGCCUCCAAUAUCCAUUCGCCGUCAAAGAGCGGAUCACCAUACAAGAAGCUUUACUUAUCUCAAUCGCAUCGCCUCUAGUGGUCAUAAUCCUCUAUACAUUAGUGAUUGAUGGCCUCUUCUCCCAUCACAAAUCAUCUUCACCCGAUGGAUCCGGACGCAGAAAAUUAACAGGUCCAUACAGACUGAAAGAUCGUCUGUGGGAACUCAACUGCGGCAUUUUGGGUCUGUUUCUGUCUCAAGGGCUGGCCUUUGUGACUACACAGAUCCUCAAGAAUGCAUGCGGGAAACCGCGCCCGGACCUUAUUGAUCGUUGUCAGCCGGCGCCGGGCAGUCAUGAUCUGCCGGUUUUUGGGCUUUCGAAUUCGACCAUUUGCACGGGUGAUCCGGUGCUUAUCAAGGAUGGGUUUCGGUCAUGGCCUUCGGGGCAUAGUAGCUCCUCCUUUGCCGGCUUAUUCUAUCUCUCCCUUUACUUAGGCGGCAAAAUGCACAUCAUGGACAAUCGCGGCGAAGUCUGGAAAACGAUUAUCGUCAUGGUCCCUAUCCUCGCCGCUACAUUGAUUGCCGUGACUCGAAUCAUGGAUGCUCGGCACCAUCCCUUUGACGUUAUCACUGGCUCCUUAUUGGGAGUCUUUACCGCAUGGGCUUCAUAUCGGCAGUAUUUCCCAUCUCUCUCGGAACCAUGGAAGAAAGGCAGAGCGUACCCGAUUCGGAGUUGGGUAUUCAUCAUCGUCGAGCGAGGAUGUCAGCGAGGCCUUUGA